AUGGCCAAACAUGCGCCAGAGGGGAAACGUGGUUCAGAGCUAGAACCGAAUCAGUUCUGCUGUUCGGUGUGUCUAGAGCUGUUCAAAGACCCGGUCACUAUUCCGUGUGGACAUAGUUAUUGUAAAUUCUGUAUCGAGGGAUGCUGGGACCAGAAUGAGGAGAAGGGACUCUACAGCUGUCCUCAGUGCCGGCUGGUCUUCAGUCCCAGGCCUGUGCUCUGUAGAAACAACCUGCUGGCUGAGGUGAUAACACUGUAUCAGAAUUGCUGUUGUUUCCAGUAGUAUAUCUCUAAGUCUGAGAGAUGUCAAACCAGUUUUAUUUUAGUUAAAAUAUAAAUAAGUAGUUGUCUCAUUUAAGUCUUAACUGCCAGAUUUUACACUCUUUAGUAACUUAUGAUUCAAAUCAAGAAACUUAAAUUAUCCAACACAAUUGGGAGAAUUUGUAAUAAGAUUUAUUCCCUUGUCAACUCCUUAUCUGUCAGUAAUGGCAGGAUUGGUCUCUAGCUUUUUUCCAUUGUCUAGACUGAUUUAGAGAGGGUGAUUUUGAUCCUUUAUUACUCAUCUGCUUUGAACAUAAUAAGACUAAGAGAAAUCAAUAGUUGAUGUCCCUGAGACUGCGUCUAAGUUUGUGGGUUACAGGAAAACUGCAUUCUUUUCCACUAUGGAGCUGAGUGCAUCACUCCUUGGACUUUGGUAGAGACCUUAGGUAGACCUAAGAGUCAUGCCUCUAUCAUAAAACAUGAGUGUGGUAUCAGUACGUCACCCAUUUCCUGCCUGGUAUGCAAACUGUAAUGGAUCAAGCUUGCCUUUGAUAAAGCCAAGGAUAAUUUCUUUCAGAAAGGAUGUGAGAGCUAUGGGUCUGUGUCCAUUCAGUUCUUUAUGCUGUUAAGAUUUAGAAAAGGGAAUAAUGUUGGAGGUUUUCCACAGUUUUUUGGAUACGUCCACUGUUCAGACAUUAUUGAAACAGUUGAGAAAACACCCCACUGAGCUGUUCAGCACAGUGGUGCAAUGUUCUCCCAGAGAUGGAGUCAGGGCCUGAAGCUUUACGAACAUUCACCCUUCUAACAUGUUUGGUUGACACUUUCCUGAGUUAUUAAUCUUUUUAUGUUCUAGAACAUUUCCGAGGUUAGAACAAUUUUCAUAUAUGUCCGCCCUUUUAAACCUACUAAAGAAUGAAUUGAAAGCAUGAGGAAGAUCCUUGUCAUUUAUCCCAUUUAUGUUAAUAAGCUGUUUGGGCUCACAGUGCUAUUUCAGAUUACCUUUUUAUGCUGUUCAACAUCUGUAACACUAUUAAAAAGUUGAUUAACUUGAAGUAUUUUUGUUAUAAAAUAUUCUAAUUGUGUGAUUACUGUGAUUCUCACCUCCAUGUUUUUUAUAUCACCCUUAGGUUUUGGAGAUGCUGAAGAAAACAAACACCCAGCAGGUUUUUCCUUCUUUCUCUGAGGCCACAGCUGCGACUGCUGCUGAGGCUGGUGCUGAUGCUGAAGCCUUCGCUAGCCCUGGGGAUGUGGCCUGUGACUUCUGUUGUGAUACCAAUCCCAAUAAAGCUACAAUGUCCUGCCUGAACUGUGUGGCCUCCUACUGUCCAUCUCAUCUCCAACCUCACCACAGCGUUCCUGUGCUGAAGAAGCACCAGCUGGUGUCAGCUACUGUCCCCCUGCAGGAAAAGAUGUGCAGCAAGCACAACAAGCUGAUGGAGAUCUACUGUAGGACAGACAGGAAGUGUAUCUGCUAUCUGUGUGUUAUAGACCAGCAUAAGAGCCAUAAUACUGUGUCGGCUGCAGCUGAGAGAGAAGAGCAACAGGUAGGAACAAAACUCAGCAAAAACACGGCAGGCCUUACUCACCACAAUUUCCCGACACUCUUAAGUGAAGAUUGAAAGUCAGAUUAAUUACUCUGUCCUAAAACCGCGGAUUGUUUGCACCUCAGUUUUUAGUGAAUAAUGAGGGCUUCAUCUUACAAUAUGACAUUGUUCAAAUGCCUUCAGCCAAGUGAUGCACAUUUGAGAUUAAGUACAGCACAAGCAAAGAUCUAGUCAGAAGGAAACAUCAAGAGUUAUCAUCACCAUCAUCAUCAUCUACAGUACAUCCACCGCACCAUCUCCAAAGCACCAAACUACCAAGUGCUGAGUUGUUUAUGAAGAGCUGGUCUAUAGAGGAGAUGGGCACAGGUGCUCUCUAAAGAGCUGAGUCUUGAGCUUUUUCAUAAAGGCAGAAAAGGACUCAGAUCUGAGAGAUUGGUUACUUGGAUGGUAGAAAGUCAUCAAUCAUGCCAUCCAGGUUAUAGGCCAAUCGCAUGAGAAGAAGCAAAGGAAGAGCAAAGUAUCAUCUGCAUAGCAGUGAUAUUAGAAAUCAUGAGAUUGGAUAGUGGUACUGAGUGAGGUGGUAUGUAGCAAGAAAAUAAGAGGACAGAGCACUGACCCUCGAGGCACCCCUGUUGAUGAGCAGUGCGGUUCGGACACCUGUCUUCUCAAUGGUACUCCUGGGAGGUAGGACACAAACCACUGGAGAGCAGAUCCAGAGACAACCAAGUUUCACACCCAUCUUCUCCAAGAUAGCAUUCAUAAAUGCAUAAUUAGAUAGCAGGACGGUUUUUUCACACAGACAGCACAAAAAGGAAAAUAAAGUGGGAUUGUGAUUGGCACACCAGACUUUAAAAUCAAAUUAGCUUUUGGAUAUAUUUUGGAACAGACAUAGCAGUGAAAUGAAAGUGAGUAAGCUCUCUAGUACCCAUAGAUUUUGCUCUUACACAAAAAUACAUCGUAGGUAAGAAAACAUUAACGAGUGUGAUUUUGUCUUUGAAAUCUGUUUGGAUGUGUUUCCAUCAGAAAGUCUCUCUUGGUGAAUAAGGCCUAAUAACUCUUGUUCUCUGUAAUUGAAAUGACAGAAAAGUUCAUGAAUUGCAGCUGUGCUAAAAAUUUCUUACAGAAACAGCUGACUGUGAACCAAAAGAAAGUCCAGGAGAGAGGAAAGGAGAGGGAGAAGGAGCUGACAGCACUGCUUGAAGUUCUGAAGGAUUUUAAGGUUCGGAAAUUCAGCAUUUUUCUGUAUUUUUGUUUAUUUAGAAGAAGUAGGCUUUCAGUAUCAGCAGGUAAUAUCUUAAAAAGUUAAUUACAGGUAUCUGCAGAUAUAAUUAUCAGCCAAAAGCUGAUGCAUUAAACUGUUGUGAGAGUGUAGGUGUGAGCCUAGCAGCUGUGGAAACAACCUUAUUUUUGCAAUCUCCCAAAAAAUUACUCACAAUAAAUGAAGCAUUUUUGAGUGUAAAACGUCACCAUGAUGAUAUUUUUCUUGCUUUCUUGCUUUAUUUGUCUCUCUCUGACUCAAUUUAUAUGUGCUUCACACUGUGUGUGUGUGUGUGUGUGUGUGCGCGCGCGAAGUAGGGUGUGUUUUUUUGUCCACAUUUCUCCCAUGUGUCUUACAUGUGUCUCUGUGUAUCUCUUUUCUCACUACUGCCUCUCCCCUGUCCUGUGCCAUCUCACUUCCCACAGCUCUCUCUCUGUCUCUCGCUCUAUCUAUUUUGGGUCAUGUUAACUCUACUAUCUGAUAUUCUGUUCCACUUGCUGAUGUUAUUAUGUUAUUAUUCUAUCGGUAAAAAUUGAAAAGUAAUUGUUUAUUGUUACCAUAUGUCCCUUAAAAACUAAAUGUCCUAACUCUAAUGGAUACGGGUUUGGAAUGUUUAUGAUGGGUGUGGUGUCAUAGUCAAGACAAUUUCACACUUAUACCUACAACUAUGUGGGAUAAUGCUUUGUCUCGGGUGAGGGGUGGCCAUCAUCAUGCAUGGGUCAGUGCUGUGCAUCUCCCCCUCUGCCCCAAAAAGGCCACUGCUGGAUAUUGUGUCAGUAUUAAAAAAUAUUGUAGAGGUAGUAAAAAAAGGUGGUAAAUUAAACUCCUGUGUAAACCCUGAAUAUGAUCGAAUAUGAUCAAGGGUGUUUUUUCUUCUUUUGAGCUGUCAAUUUCCAGUAAAUAUGUAGUUUGUCAUGUCAGUAGAUGUCCUAAAAAUAACUCGGGUCAACACAGAGCCCACAUUGAAUCAAUACGAUUUUAUUUAUAAAGAAAUGCAGCCAGACUUCAGUGAAGACCAGCAGUAAGAUCUUUGGUGAGCUGAUCUCGUCCUUAAAGAAAAACUGCACUUCACUGGAGAAGCUGGUUGAAGCCCAAGAGAAGAAGGAGGUUGCCCAGGCUGAAGGGCUGCAGUUACAGUUGGAGGAGGAGAUCUCCAAGCUGAGGAAGAGAGACACAGACCUGGAACAGAUUUCUCAUGUUGACGACAACAUUCAUUUCAUCCAGGUACUUGCCGAUAUCUCACCUCACAGCCUUUCGUCCAUUUGUAUGAAAGACACCUGCUGUUGUUUUUACCACAACAAAACUGCAAGUUUCUUGACUUUUUUUUAUCAUAACUGUACUGUGGUCUCUGAUUUAUUGACUACAGACUUUCCAGUCUCUGUCUGCCUCCUGUGAAUCUCCUGACGUACCAAAUGGUAGUGUUGUCCGCCCAAAACAUACAUUCAAAGCUGUGGCUCAUAGGAUAUCAGAGCUUAAGAAUGAGGUGGAGGGCCUCGUGAAGAAAAGAUGGCCCAGCAUCACAGCUGAAGGUGUGUAAGAAAUACUAAGAAAUGCUAUCUAUCAGUUCCUUUCAAGUUCAGUGGUGUUAAAGAGUUUUGCUUUUGUUGAUAGUGUCUUCUGUGAAAGUUCUGCUGCAACCUGGGCCAAAGACCAGACAGGAGUUUUUAAACUGUGAGUGACAUUUUAUGUAUUUCUAUAGCCCAAAAAUUGAGUUUUGAAACGUAUAAUAUGUUCAUAUUUUUCUGCUCUUUCUCCCCUGUCAGUUUGCUGUCCUCUGAAACUGGAUGAGAAUGCAGUCUCUAAAAACAUGACCCUUUCCGACUUGAAGGCAACAUGCAAAACACAACAGACACGCUCUUACAAUAGUUCCUAUCGUGACUACUCAUAUGUAACAACGAGGAUGACAAGUGUAGAGCAGAUUUGGUGCAUUGAGGCUUUAACAAAGCAAUGUUACUGGGAGGUCAGUCUGAGUGGUUAUACUUGGUGUGUGGUGGUGUCGUAUAAAGACAAAAGCGGUGCAUCAUCAUAUCACUCUGAGUUUGGUAAGGAUGACAGGUCCUGGAGUUUAGAGUGCUCCAGCAAUGGUUGCUCCUUCAGACACAACAACCAAAGCAUCAAUGUGUCGGGCUCCAAACUCUCCAAGAUCGGAGUGUACCUGCAUUAUUUAGAGGGGAUUUUGUCCUUUUACAGUAUCCAUGGCUCAAGUAUGGUCUUACUCCACAGAGUAGACACCACCUUCACUGAACCUCUCCAUCCUUGCAUCGGGUUCAAGGAUGAUAAGUCUCAACAAGGUACAGCCUAUUAUGCAGAACUGGUCAAGAACUGGUCAUAA
Xyrichtys novacula (pearly razorfish) is the source of this 5394-nucleotide messenger RNA. Lineage: Eukaryota; Metazoa; Chordata; Actinopteri; Labriformes; Labridae. The record is from the annotation of a GenBank genome assembly.